Botrytis fragariae is the source of this 819-nucleotide messenger RNA. Its product is annotated as putative wd domain-containing protein. NCBI's taxonomy places the organism in Eukaryota, Fungi, Ascomycota, Leotiomycetes, Helotiales, Sclerotiniaceae. The coding region runs from base 1 to 819 and encodes 272 amino acids. The transcript is spliced from 3 exons. The record is from RefSeq and is a predicted model, not a curated record.
AUGUCUCAACAUUCAGUUCUAUCCCCAACCUAUUUGAGGGCGCAAAUAUCCGGAAAGCGAUUACUGGCAGACGUAAAGUGUAAUAAUCCGCGAGAAAAAGAUUACCCAAAGCAAAGCCUACUUCUUGAUUAUCAAGCUUUGCUGGACAGCAAGUGGAACGGCAUGAAUGUGAUACGGCCACUAUUUGUGUAUCUCAAUAUUCUGAAUAUUCCUACAGAUAACGAGUCAUGGGAAGGAUUUGAAAUUUUUUAUCAAAAGAAAAAUUUAGACCCCAAGGACCUGAAGAUACCAAUUCCUCAUUAUGAUUUAGCCAUGAACUUUACACACAGCGUAAUAGCAGCAUACGACUCCAUGAGCCCGUAUCAAGUUGAGCUUCUCAAAAACAUCCAAAUGCCCACCAUCCCUGACCUCAGUAGAUGGUCCCAUAUCACAUGUUUGAAAUGGGCCGAGGUCUGCAAGUUUCACGGCACGGAAGUGUGCAAUCCAAACUACGUCGUCCAACACCCUGUAACGAAUCAGAUAACAUUGGACAUCACAGAUGAAGUACUGAAGAAAAGAGGAGAAUCGCUCGGGCCAUCGGGAUGUGUGGUGUCAAUGGGAGAUAGCAAUGGUCACCGCGCUGCAUUAUUGGGCACCCCGAAUGGAAAAGGAGAUGCUUGGCUCCUGGCUCAACAUAAGGAGGCUUUCAAAGACUCGACAAUCAUCAGUGUGGAGAUAUUUUUGUGUAAACCUGUAAAUAACGGGGCCGAGACAGAACCUGAACAUCCAUCUGAUAAGUCUUCGUGGUUCAACCUCAGUUUUCGAAUUGGCCAAGAAUGA